AUGGAAGAAUCUGGCCUGAGUGUCGCCGAUGCUCCGGCUGCAUCUACCUCCGCGGGCUCUUUCAUCCCUCCCAGUAUAGAUACCGCUCGACUGCUAUCUGGAGAGUCCUACGCUUACUAUUCAUCAUUUCCUCCCGCAAGUACAGAAGGGUCUUCGCAGGCCACUGGCGACCAUCACACGACCACAGCGGAUUCUUCCCCGCCAUCCGCAUCCCGGUCAUCAAGUUAUUUUGUACUGGGCGUCGACGAAGCGGGACGUGGUCCAGUUUUGGGUCCCAUGGUAUACAGUGCCUUUUAUAUUCCGCAUACUCUCCAUCACUCCCUCCUGGCUCGCGACUAUAGCUUCAACGAUAGUAAAGUUCUCACUCCCGGUGUGCGCGCUAACUUGAUGCGCCUGCUCUGCACUGCUGGAAAUCCUCUCCAUGCCUCGUGUGGGUGGGCGACCAAAGUCUUAUCUGCGCGGGAUAUCUCGGCAGGCAUGAUGCGGCCUGCAUCUGGUGCGUAUAAUUUGAACGCACAGGCGAUGGAUGCCACGGUUGAAAUAAUACGCGGCAUUGUGGAGGAGCGCAGAGUAGACAUUAGAGAGGUCUACAUUGACACAAUCGGGAAUCCAGCGACCUAUCAACAGAAACUGGAGCGCAUUUUCCCUACAUUGAAGAUUACAGUCGCGAAGAAAGCCGACUCUCUAUACCCUUGCGUAAGCGCUGCGAGUGUGGUCGCCAAAGUCACGAGGGAUGUGGCACUGGAGUUCUGCCAUGAGGCCGUCUACGGACUUCAGCGAUCUGAAGCGCCAUCGCUGGGGGUGACCACAGACAGCUGGGGAAGCGGGUAUCCUUCAGAUUCCAAGUGCGUCAGCUGGCUCAGAAACCAUAUGGACCCCGUUUUUGGAUGGGGCAACGAGUGCCGAUUUAGCUGGGGAACUGCAAAAGAAAUGCUUGAACUCAAGGGUGGAACUAGAGUCGAUUGGCCGGUCGAAGAGGAGGGCACUGCACCGAUCAAGGACUUUCUGCUUACCACCGCAAGAACUGCAAAGAGAACUGAGCAGGAUGAGUUGCGGGAAUGGUUUGGUCGCCGAUCAAUGGAGGUGCUUUGA
Aspergillus udagawae is the source of this 1092-nucleotide messenger RNA. RefSeq names its product ribonuclease H2 catalytic subunit RNH201. Gene Ontology annotation, molecular function: RNA binding; RNA-DNA hybrid ribonuclease activity. The record is from RefSeq and is a predicted model, not a curated record. The transcript has a single exon. The coding region runs from base 1 to 1092 and encodes 363 amino acids. Gene Ontology annotation, biological process: DNA replication, removal of RNA primer; mismatch repair. NCBI's taxonomy places the organism in Eukaryota, Fungi, Ascomycota, Eurotiomycetes, Eurotiales, Aspergillaceae. Gene Ontology annotation, cellular component: ribonuclease H2 complex.